AUGCCUCUGGCCAAGCCCAUCAUCCGGCCUAGAGCCCCUCCGGCUGGCAGGCUGCACAGUCUGAGGACGCCGCAGCCCGGGGCCAUACCGAUCAAACGUCCUCAGGGACAACAGCAGCAGCGUCAACCGUCUCUACAGCCUCAGCAACAGCCACAGAAGUUCAAGAACCGAUCGCCAGACAAGCCUGCAGAGACUUGUCCAAAUCCGAACUGUACAAAUCCCCGUAUUGUCUCGGAAGAAGCCAUGCGGGUCUGUGCCAGCUGUGGCAGUGUGGUUAGCGAGGAUACGCUCGUCUCGGAAAUCAGCUUUGGCGAGACAUCGGCUGGAGCAGCCGUUGUCCAGGGCUCCUAUGUCGGUGCUGAUCAGACCCAUACCCGGAGCUCGGGGCCGGGCUUUCAUCGCGGCGGAGGUAUGGAAAGCCGUGAAAUCACUGAGCAGAAUGGGAACCGAUACAUCCAACAGAUGGCACUCGCUCUGGAUAUCCCCGAAAGCGCUCAGAAAGCUGCCGGUCAAGUGUUCAAGCUGGCCGUCGGCUUGAACUUUAUCCAGGGUCGACGCACAAAGACGGUCGCCGCUGUGUGUUUGUAUAUUGCUUGUCGACGCCAGGCAGGAAACACGGUCAUGCUCAUUGACUUGUCCGAUGUCCUGAUGAUCAAUGUGUUCAAGGUCGGUCGCGCAUAUAAAUUGCUGCUAGAGGAACUGCGUCUCGGCGGAACCAUCUUUACUAUGAACCCGGUUGACCCGGAGAAUUUGAUCCUGAGAUUCGCCAAGCAGCUCGAGUUUGGCCCGAGGACCAUGCAUGUGGCUAAAGAAGCUGUCCUGAUUGUCCAACGAAUGAGUCGUGAUUGGAUGACAACCGGUCGUCGACCGGCCGGAAUCUGCGGCGCUGCACUCAUUCUCGCUGCGCGAAUGAACAACUUUCGCCGCACGGUGCGGGAGGUUGUAUACGUUGUCAAAGUGACCGAAGUCACCAUCAAUCAGCGCCUGAACGAAUUCAGUUCCACCGAUAGUGGUGAUCUCACUGUCGACCAGUUCCGAUCCGUACAAUUGGAAAACGCACAUGACCCGCCAUCCUUUAGCCAGUCCAAAUCAAAAAACCGCAGACGAAAAGCUGCUGUGACUGCUGCAGAAAUCGAAGAAGAAGAUUAUGAUGACGAUGACGAUGAUGCCAGCACUCCUGAUCCUGUGCCGAUCCAGCCGACUAAGCCAAAGCGCGUUGAUGCAGACGGCUUCACUAUCCCGGACAUCCCUAUUGAUCCUGCCUUGACUGCGAUGACUACGAUGAUCAAUCGAGGGCUGAAAAGAAAGGCCUCGGAUAAUGAGAAUCUCGACCAACUAAUCAAGACCCGUGCUGAUUCGGAGACGUCCUCGGCAACGGAUACAUCUGCAGAUGACGGCACACCUCAACCCUUCGUCGAUGCGACCGGGCAGAAACUACCUCGAAGCCGCACUAAGCAGCCAUUACCAGAACCGACCCCCGAAGAACUUGCUUCUGAAGAAGCGCUCGAGAAUGAGAUGAACCAGUUCCUCGCACAAGGUUCCGACAUGGUAGAAGCGGCUACUAUGAAGGUCACACCCAGCGCGACGGUAGCGACGCCGGCAGUAGUCAAGACGACGACAGUGUCUGAUAGCGCGGAAAUCGACGCCGCCGAGUUCGAGUCAGACCCCGAAGUGGCCAACUGCCUUCUCUCGACCGCCGAGGUCGAGAUCAAGGAGCGUAUCUGGGUGCACGAGAACAGGGACUACCUGCGUACCCAGCAAGCCAAGGCGCUGAAACGGGCAUUACAGGAGGGCGAAGGCGGUGAUGGAACUGUCAAGAGGCCUCGCAAACCUCGAAAGGGCCGCAUCGGAGAUGUCGCGUAUCUGGAAGGGCAAGGCGGGGCCAACAGCCGGGCAUCUACCCCUGUGGAAGCAAUGCGAAUGAUGCUUGAACAACGCGCACAUAGUAAAAAGAUCAACUACAAAACGCUACUGGAUCUAUACGGAGACGACGGAAAGGCAGAAGCCGAAAAGAGCAGUCGCAGCCAGAGCGUUGAAGAGGGUCUCUCGUCUGGCACAGCCGGAGAGGAGAUUACCAAACCUGGUGCUUCCUCGACAGAGAAAGAAAAGACAGGAGGAUUCAACGAGGCAGACUAUGACGACGACGAAGAAGAGGACGAAGUGGACGACGUGGCCAGCGCCAAAGGGUAUGACGAUGGCCAGGACAUUGAGACUGCGUUUGCAGGGGGUUAUGACGAUGCCGAAGAGGAUUAUUACGAUCAAGCAAGUGAUUAUGGCGACUAA
Talaromyces rugulosus is the source of this 2283-nucleotide messenger RNA. RefSeq lists its product as uncharacterized. Gene Ontology annotation, cellular component: nucleus; transcription preinitiation complex; transcription factor TFIIIB complex. NCBI's taxonomy places the organism in Eukaryota, Fungi, Ascomycota, Eurotiomycetes, Eurotiales, Trichocomaceae. The transcript has a single exon. Gene Ontology annotation, molecular function: RNA polymerase III general transcription initiation factor activity; TBP-class protein binding; RNA polymerase III type 3 promoter sequence-specific DNA binding. Gene Ontology annotation, biological process: transcription by RNA polymerase III; DNA-templated transcription initiation; transcription preinitiation complex assembly. The record is from RefSeq and is a predicted model, not a curated record. The coding region runs from base 1 to 2283 and encodes 760 amino acids.